This is a messenger RNA of Acanthosepion pharaonis, 492 nucleotides long. The record is from the annotation of a GenBank genome assembly. Lineage: Eukaryota; Metazoa; Mollusca; Cephalopoda; Sepiida; Sepiidae.
AUGAUACGUAUAGUGUUAUCUUCACUUGUAAUGGCUUCACUUAAUCUUAAUCACACUCUUUCUUUUAUUUCUUUCUAUUUCGUUUUCCUCACUUUCAUAUUUUCAUCCAUUUUAAUACAAUCCGUUAUCAUUUUACUUAUUUUUUUUUCUACGAUUUUUCCCUUUCCUUCCACUGUUUCUUUCUUUCCUCCAUUUUUACGCGAUGCUGUUCUCUUACUCCAACCUAUACUUCUACUAUUUUUCUUUAUCGUCUCUCUUUCUCUGUCUUUCAUUUCAUUCGAAACUUGUCUUUCGUUUGUGACAUUUCUCUUUCUUUUUUCCUACUUCUUCAUUAUAUUCACCACUUCUUUUAAGCUCUUCUCUUUGUUUAUCAUCCUUUCUGUCAGUAUUAUUUCUCUCUUCCAUCUUUGUCUUCCCUAUUUUUCUUUUUCCUUCUCCAUAUUUAACCAUCUUACUCUUUGCUCUCCCGAGAAUAACAGCUUUGUGGGUUAG